Molecule: messenger RNA, 4973 nt
Organism: Galeopterus variegatus (Sunda flying lemur)
Lineage: Eukaryota; Metazoa; Chordata; Mammalia; Dermoptera; Cynocephalidae
Gene: CRKL
Product: v-crk avian sarcoma virus CT10 oncogene homolog-like
Exons: 3
Coding region: 494-1405 (303 amino acids)
Biological process (GO): positive regulation of ERK1 and ERK2 cascade
Molecular function (GO): protein binding
Source: RefSeq, a predicted model, not a curated record
CGGAGGGGGAGGUGGCCGGCUGCUUCUCCCGCGUCCGCCAUUUUGUUGCUGUGGUUAUUGGGAACUGGCUGGGCAAAAUCGUCCCAGAGGCGCAACACGCCUUGGAUCCCGUGCUUCGUGUGACGGCGAGAGUCGGUGCAGGCCCGUGGGACUGCGGAGCCGGCGCGUUCCAGGCCGGGAGUCACUGGAGGCACCCUCGGUACGCCAAGCAGCCCAAAAGCCCCGGGGCGGUCACCGCUGCGGCCCGGCGUCGCCCGCCCCGACCCCCGGGCUCUGCCCCGCAUCCCCGGGCCGGCUCUCUCCCUGAGGCGGCUCCGGAGCAAGGGGGCGGCGGCGAAGGAUGCUGCGGGCCCAGAGCUGAGAGGAAGGUGCUGGCCCGGCCCUCUAAGCGCGCACUGAGGUGUACCUAGAGGCCCUUUUUCGGCCCCACAACAGUCUGCCGGGCAAAGGCUUCCAGAGCAGGCGAGAGCAGUCGCUGCCCCAACACGGCAUCAUGUCCUCUGCCAGGUUCGACUCUUCAGACCGCUCCUCCUGGUACAUGGGGCCGGUGUCUCGCCAGGAGGCGCAGACCCGGCUCCAGGGCCAGCGCCACGGCGUGUUCCUAGUCCGUGACUCUUCCACCUGCCCCGGGGACUAUGUGCUGUCGGUGUCCGAGAACUCGCGGGUCUCCCACUACAUCAUCAACUCGCUGCCCAACCGCCGUUUUAAGAUCGGGGACCAGGAGUUUGACCAUUUGCCGGCCCUGCUGGAGUUCUACAAGAUCCACUACCUGGACACCACCACCCUAAUCGAGCCCGCGCCCAGGUAUCCAAACCCACCAAUGGGAUCUGUCUCAGCACCUAACCUGCCCACAGCAGAAGAAAAUCUGGAAUAUGUACGGACUCUCUAUGAUUUUCCUGGGAAUGAUGCUGAAGACUUGCCCUUUAAAAAGGGUGAGAUCCUGGUGAUAAUAGAGAAGCCUGAAGAACAGUGGUGGAGUGCCCGGAACAAGGAUGGCCGUGUUGGGAUGAUUCCUGUCCCUUAUGUUGAAAAGCUUGUGAGAUCCUCACCACAUGGAAAGCAUGGAAAUAGGAAUUCCAACAGUUACGGGAUCCCUGAACCCGCUCAUGCAUAUGCUCAACCUCAGACCACAACUCCUCUACCUGCAGUUUCCAGUACUCCUGGGGCAGCAAUCAAUCCUUUGCCAUCUACACAGAAUGGACCUGUCUUUGCAAAAGCAAUCCAGAAAAGAGUGCCCUGUGCUUAUGACAAGACUGCCUUGGCAUUAGAGGUUGGUGACAUUGUGAAAGUCACAAGGAUGAACAUAAAUGGCCAGUGGGAAGGCGAGGUGAAUGGGCGUAAAGGGCUUUUCCCCUUUACACACGUCAAAAUCAUUGACCCUCAAAACCCAGAAGAAAACGAGUGAUUGCUGUUGCCCUGCUUCCUGCUGCUUCGUUGUUCUGCCUGUCAUAGUCUCCUUUGAAGUGGGAAAGCAUUCUCUCUCAUAGGCAAGUUACACUGCAUUGCCGACGUCCAGCUUUCUGCAGACUGGCAGUCUCUCAUACACAUUUGGAAUGCACACAGUGGCUGCCUCAUGGCAUUUGUAUCAUAGUCGUAUUGUCAAAGAAUAGCCGAUUUUAGAGUUCUUUUGCAUCAUAAACUGGAAAUACUAGUGGAAGCACACAAGUGGAGAGAAGUUGACAAGGAAAGGGUCUUCCUUCUCAUCAUUGCCCUGUUUGUACUUGGGACUGAUUCUGUCAUUUUCGUCAGAGAAAGCUUGAGGCUGUGGUGAAAUAGUGCACAUUGCUGUUCCACAAAGCAGUGGCUUAGCUGCCAUCUUGUUUUUCUUUGGACAAUAUAGGAAAUGAACCUUAAGGAAGAGACAAUUCUAAACCCCCCACCCCAAAUAUAGCUUUUCUUUUGGUUUGGUUUGGUUUGGUUUUGGAAGACUAAUUAGACUUGUGUGUUCUGAACAGGAUUUUAAGUAGCAGGUUGGAUUUUUAUGAUAGUCCAAGGAAUGACACCUCCCUCUGAGCUUCUAAACUGGAGCCUUCGUAACUAAAGAAAUAUGAAAAGAACCCUGAAGCAGAGGCCUCUACUGUCUUUGUUGCCAGUAGUUCCUUGUUUUGCCAUAUAGCAAACAACACAAAAGAAAUCAGCAGUCAUGCUGUGCCAAGCUACAUGCACAGCCUCUUGGAUUACUUUGUCCCCCAAAGCAUCAGAGUGGGGGUGCUUUAGGGAAACCUUUGCUUGCCUUGUUUGCCAGUGACAGGAUCAGGGGUGGGGGAGUGGUGGAGCACUUGGCCAAUUUUCUGUCCAGCUUUUCAGUGAAUGUACCCUUUAAGGUACAGGACUUAAAUUUUUUAAAAAGUGAGGUUCUUCAUAGAAUCAUUGGAUUUAUUAAUGAAUCAUUAAAUCAAAUCAUUAAAUUAUACCCACCGAAGUCCAGUCCUCCCUGCCCCCAGCCCAACCUUACCAGGCUGUCAGAGAAAGAUAGUGCUGCUAAUACUGGUUCCACAGUCUUAAGGGUCUGUGAUGCUCCCAAGCAAAGGAAAUGAAAACUCUGGAAAUUGGUUAAUGAGUUUGUCGAGUGCUUUAGUAACUGGGGAGAACCAUUAAACAAUUUACCAUUAACUCAGUGUGUUGAUGUUAAAGCUUUUUCCUUUUAGUUAAAAGAGGUCUGUUCAUACAAGCCAGCUGGUACCAAUGUGUGUGACCUAUCCCUCAUCUGUUGCAUGUAGCAGACUAGAAUUCUGGAAUCUUUAUUCAGUUCAGUCUGCUCUCCCUUCAGGGCCCUGGUGAAGACAAGCCUCAGCUCAGAAUGCAUACAGCAGAUCUAGAAAUAUAGCAACAACCUAAUGAGUAACUGUCAUUUACUGAGCAUCUGCUAUAACUAUGGCCCUGUCUGUGGAGAGUCUUAGAUUUUGGGCUUAGAGCAAUAUAUUCUGGUGACAGAACCAGUGAAACAACCAUUUUUCUUUUCUUCUUUUUCCAAUUUUCUUUAAAUCAGUAUUCCAUCAAGCAGGUAACUACCAUAUUAAAGAAUCUUGAGAGUGUUCUUUUGAAAAAAUUAAUGGUCAGUAGGGAAAAAUAUCAACAUGGUUGCCCAUCUUCCUAACCAGUGAGAAUUGUGGCCACCUCCUGCUGUGAAGUCUGUCCGUUGCGGUUGCCUUUUCUGUUUAGGUCUGUUUGGUCAGCUUGUUCUGAGUUCAGGCCCAGCCUAGCACCCACAAGUGGUGGGCAUGUGAUAGAGUCCCCAAACUCUGCCCUGAAACAGCACUUGCUUUUCUGCAAGUGAUCCAGUUCAGCCUUACCCUUGUUGGCACCUGCACUUCAGUGAGGAGUUGAGCAUAAGGUGGAAUGUGUGCCUUGUUCAAAGAGAGCACAAACCCUAAGGCCUUUUAAAACCAGAUUUAAAAAAAUAAAAAAACAUUUAGCUGAAGGGCUCCACCUUUUAAUUUGAUAGGAUUGGCUCAGAGCAAAAGAAGUAUGUGGCUGUUUUGGAAAGCAAGGUUUCUUUUCAGCCAUGUCACUGAGCAAUAGCAAGACCCACCUUGUGUGCAGGACUUCAGAAUCAAAACACCCCAUAAGCCUAGGGUUUGGCUUCGUAAUGAACCAGCUUAUUACUUUAGCCUAGGUAAAUGUAUCCAGGGCUGCCCAGGAGAGAGAUUCAGUGCUCAAAAUAAGGUGAACCUUGAGUUCUGAACUUUCAAGAAAUGUGCCAAAAGUAGUAACUUUUUGACUUGGAACCUUAUUAGUUUUUUAAUGGGGCAGGGCACUUCUCUUUUUCAUACUAAAUAUGUGAAAAGCAGCACCCCUGCCUCAGCUUCAUGCCUGGGUUCCCCACUGGUCUGGGAAGACAUUUGUGCUUCAUAGAGCAAUGCAUAUCUGACCCAGAUGGUUUCUUUUAUGAUUGUUCAUUACUGCUACUUGAUGUGUUCUACUGUGUUAAAAAAAUAUUUGGAUGUUAAAUUAACUCAGCAUGGUUUUUCACCUGGGAAGGAAACAAAUUAUGUACUAGAGGGCAUUUACAGUUUCAUUAAAAAGUUGUUUAUCCUGGGAAGGACCUCCAAUACAGGUGUUGCCCUGUCAUGUCUGUGCUGUGUUACCACCUGAUGACAUGGUUGACGAAGAGGAGGAUGCAUUGACUGGCUGCCAUUUGAUGACUUUGGUCACCCAAGCUAAACAUCUUCUGUGCUCAUGGUUGGAAAACUGAAAGGAGGGAAGGACAGCUACACCCUCCUUGGAGCUCACGCAUCCCUGUCACUGUGCUAGCUUUCCUUUACAGCUGUUUACAGACAAGGCGGGCCUAAGACAGAUGGCCACUGCUCUUGUAAUGUUUGCUCAGAGGAAUAUGAACAUUUUUUUUUUUUGAAAAGGGAUGACAUGGUUUUGUGCCAGGUGUUUAUAAUUUAACCCUUUAAUAUUAUGUUCAUUAACCUCUUAAAAUGAACGAAUUAUUGAUUGUCUUAAUACAGUACCUAUGACUAAUGCUUUUCUGUGGACACCACUGAGCUCUGCCUCAAACUCCACCCUCUGGGACCAGAGAACUAUGUCCCUGGUAACUGCUGUCAGUGUGGACACUGAGCUGGUUGUAUAUUCUAAAGGAAUGGAAGGACAGUUCUCUGAGACAGGAUCGUUGUCCCUACAGGAGGAACAGUGGCCUUGCUUCUAGACGGUCUUCACUGUGUGUUUUAAAACAACAACAACAUAAAACUCUUGACCUAUAACUUAAAGAUCAUAAACUUCAGGCAAUAAUAUUUUCUGUGUAAGCUUUUAAAAUUAUUUUUGGGGAUCAUAGCUUGUUUUAUUUUGUGCUAUAAAAUUAACAGUAUUAAAUGACUUAUAUUCUUAGAACACAUCGAGUGUCUUUUCUUAACAGAUUAGUGCCUUUUUAUUUUUGUAUUCCAUUUUACGUUACUGGUCCCAGCAUAAAAACCCUUGUUUCCAUGGCCUGUUUGUACAUUGUCUCAAUAAAACUUGCAUCAGCUGGU